Clavispora lusitaniae ATCC 42720 is the source of this 1251-nucleotide messenger RNA. RefSeq names its product amino acid transporter. Gene Ontology annotation, cellular component: vacuole; membrane. NCBI's taxonomy places the organism in Eukaryota, Fungi, Ascomycota, Pichiomycetes, Serinales, Metschnikowiaceae. The record is from RefSeq and is a predicted model, not a curated record. Gene Ontology annotation, biological process: regulation of intracellular pH.
AUGUCCAUCUGGGUCAUUGAUAGACGUCGGAUAUUCUUAGCCUUCUUUAUUUUCGGUCUUUUGAACAAUGUUCUUUAUGUUGUCAUCCUUUCAGCCGCUGUUGACCUAGUCGGUCCCUCCACACCAAAAGCGGUGGUGUUGUUAUCAGACAUAAUCCCAUCCUUGACGGUUAAAGUGCUUUCCCCUUUCGUAAUGCAUUUGAUACCUUACCGGCAAAGGAUAUGGACUUUAGUUGCUCUUUCUUCUUCGGGAAUGGCGAUUGUAAGUUUGACAAAUCAGGAUGCUACGGUAUCGAAAGUCCUAGGUAUUGUUAUGGCGUCCGCUUCUUCGGGCUUAGGAGAAGUAUCCUUCCUUCAAUUGACUCAUUACUAUGAGACAACGUCGGCGCUUGGCGGUUUUUCUUCUGGCACCGGGGGAGCUGGCCUCGCAGGAAGCUUUCUCUUUAUGGUUUUAACCAAUGUGUUAGGAAUCCAAGUAUGGAUUGCCCUUCUCUUGUUUGCCGCUGCUCCAUUAGGCUUCAUCCUUGCUUACUACUUCAUGCUUCCCGCGCCUGUAUUAGAUCAAUCAUAUUCUGCCAUCGAUGAUGCGGACAUGUCAGAAUUCGGACUAGAUCCCGUGGAUCAAGAAGAAGGCUUCCCAACUAUGACGGCAUACGCAUCCAGGAAAGAGUUGAUUAUUCAACACAUCAAGAAUACAUUUGGAGAAAUACGUCCUUUGAUCAGACCAUUCAUGUUGCCAUUAUGCACCGUAUAUGUUGCAGAAUAUGUGAUCAACCAAGGAAUAUCUCCCACAAUGCUAUUUCCAUUAAAGGAUUUACCGAAAUGGCUCUUUUCCUCGUACAGAGACAUUUAUGUUGUUUACGGGUUUUUGUAUCAAUUGGGAGUCUUUGUCUCUAGAUCAUCGAUAAACUUUGGAAUCCGAGUGAGCAAUCUCAGCAUUUUAAGCGUGCUACAGGUUUUGAACGUCUUGAUUACGUUAUGCCAAUCGAUUUUUGACUUGCCCUUUUCAAAUAUAUGGCUAGUCCUCAUGUUGAUAUUUUACGAAGGUCUCCUUGGCGGACUUCUGUACGUCAACACAUUUAUGUCAGUUAGCGAGCAAGCACCACCAGAAAAGAGAGAGUUUUCAAUGGGUUGCGUCGGAAUCAGCGACUCGUUUGGCGUGAUGUUAGCCGGAUGCAUAAAUCUAUGGUUAGAAACCAAACUUUGUGAGUUACAGGUCAACAGAGGCCGGAGUUGGUGUAGGACUGGAUGA